CAGUGGCUGUGCCCCCGCAGAGGGCAUCCCACGGUGGGCACCAUGGCCGGUGGGCACCGACUCCUGCUGGAGAACGCCCAGCAAGUGGUACUGGUGUGCAGCCGGGGCCAGUCCUACCUCCAGCCCGGGCCUGGCCUGGCCCUCCUCCCCAAUGCCAGCCUGCUCAUCGGAAGAGACGGAUUUAUAGAAGCCAUAGGUCCUGUGGAUGCUAUCCGUAAGCAGUUCUCAGGAGAAGUGUUUGAGGAGAUAAUUGACUGUUCUGGGAAAUGUAUACUUCCAGGUUUGGUGGAUGCACACACACAUCCUGUUUGGGCUGGUGAGAGAGUUCAUGAAUUUGCCAUGAAGCUGUCAGGUGCCUCCUACAUGGAUAUACACCAAGCUGGAGGAGGAAUCCACUUCACUGUGGAGUGCACACGGAAAGCCUCGGCAGAGGAGCUCUUCAGUAGCCUCAAAGAGAGACUUCUGCGUAUGCUGAGGGCCGGGACCACCUUGGUGGAGUGCAAGAGCGGCUACGGCUUAGACCUGGAGACGGAACUGAAGAUGCUCAGAGUGAUCGAACGAGCUCGGCGGGAACUAGGCAUCGGCAUAUCUUCUACCUACUGUGGAGCUCACUCGGUGCCCAAAGGGAAAACUGCCACUGAAGCUGCAGAUGACAUUGUCAACGUCCACCUCCCCAAACUGAAGGAACUUGGUCUAAGUGGUGAAAUACAUGUUGACAAUAUAGAUGUAUUCUGUGAGAAGGGUGUCUUUGAUCUCGAGUCUACCAGAAGAAUUCUUCAGGGUGGAAAAGAUAUCGGGUUGCAGAUUAACUUCCACGGAGAUGAACUCCAUCCUGUGAAGGCUGCUGAGCUUGGCGCUGAACUAGGAGCCCAGGCCAUUAGCCACCUGGAAGAAGUUAGUGAUGAAGGCAUUGCUGCUAUGGCAACUGCAAAGUGCUCAGCUGUCCUCUUACCCACUACGGCCUACAUGCUGAGACUGAAGCAACCCCGAGCUAGGAAGAUGUUAGACGAAGGGGUGAUAGUUGCUCUUGGCAGUGAUUUUAACCCUAACGCAUAUUGCUUUUCAAUGCCUAUGGUAAUGCAUUUGGCCUGCGUAAACAUGAAAAUGUCAAUGCCAGAGGCUUUAGCUGCCGCCACCAUUAAUGCAGCUUAUGCCCUUGGGAGAUCUCACACACACGGAUCCCUUGAGGUUGGCAAACAAGGUGAUGUCAUUAUCCUCAAGUCCUCAAGAUGGGAACACUUGAUUUACCAGUUUGGAGGUCAUCAAGAAUUAAUUGAGUAUGUUAUAGUGAAAGGAAAAGUCAUCUAUAAAAAUGACAGAGUCAUGAACUACUAAGUUUUUUUGGCAAAAGGAAAAAGCCAUCGACAUACAUCAGAACAAAUUAAGUUACUUCAGUAAUUGUCAGCUUAAAACAUUUUACAUAAAUGAAUAGUUCACUGGAAGAACAAAACAGAUUUGAUAGUGAAAAAAACUUGUUAUUCAUUAUGAAUGCGUCAUUGUUUACGAAUGCAUCAGUGUUAAAAUUAACCAUGGAAUUCAACAGAGCAUUUAUAUGUGAAGCUGUUAUGGGAGCAAUUGCUUUUGAAAUGUAUUACACAAGAUCAUGGAAUUGGCAAAGUUGAGAAGCGGCAUGGCGUAGUGGUUUGUUCAUGUUAAUGUCUGUCUCCCUCUCUAGACUGUAAGCUCGUUGUGGACAGGGGAUGUGUCUGCUUAUUGUUCUGUCGUACUCUCCCAAGCACUUAGUAAAGUGCUCUGCACAUAGCAAGCCCUCAAUCAAUACAAUUGACUGACUAUAGGAUUCUGCCCAAGAAGGCCCCUCAGCGGAGCAGGAGAGAGACAGAAAGAAGGAGAACUCAUCAGCUCUCAUUCUCCUCUCGCUGGUGCUUCAUUUAGACAAACACCUCUGGGAGGCAAAGGCCAGUGUCCUAGAGACAGAUGCUGGCACCACUGUUGUUGGAAAGCCUCAAUUUUAAAACCUGCCACUGUGAAGGCUGUGCGUUUGCAGUGAGGUGUGGUGGUUUUGGCUACAGAAGGGUCCAGGGAAGAUCCACUGGGGUAACCAAUAUUAAAUAACAGAGAGUGGCUGUAAUUUCAUGCCUAUUUCCCUCUGUAGACUCUAAGUUCCUUAUGAGCAGGGAUCGUGUCUACCACCUCUACUCUAUUGUACUUUCCCAAAUGCUUAUUAUAGUGCUCUGCACACAGUGUACUCAAUAAAUACCAUUGAUUGGUUAAGUGCGUACAGAGAUGUAUGGGAUGUAGGGUGACUAGAAUCUUUGGACUUCAUAUCAGGAGACUAAUAAAGACUUUGAGGAAGAACUGAGGAGAAAUAAAUUCCAAUUUGAAAAAUGA
Tachyglossus aculeatus (Australian echidna) is the source of this 2349-nucleotide messenger RNA. RefSeq names its product amidohydrolase domain containing 1 (gene AMDHD1). The transcript has 9 exons. Gene Ontology annotation, molecular function: imidazolonepropionase activity. Lineage: Eukaryota; Metazoa; Chordata; Mammalia; Monotremata; Tachyglossidae. Bases 43 to 1335 code for a protein of 430 amino acids. Gene Ontology annotation, cellular component: cytoplasm. The record is from RefSeq and is a predicted model, not a curated record.